This is a messenger RNA of Paramecium primaurelia, 2768 nucleotides long. Lineage: Eukaryota; Ciliophora; Oligohymenophorea; Peniculida; Parameciidae. The record is from the annotation of a GenBank genome assembly.
AUGGUAUAAUUCUUAAAAUAUAUUACCUAGAUUGGAUAGUCCAAAAUGGAAAUGGAGUCUCUACUAUUUGUGGAUCUUCAAAUAUUUUUGGAGGCCGUCCUAAUUUUGGAGGGAAUACAUAGAUAACAAAGAAUUUAUUUUUACUCCCUCAUAAUUCUCUAUCAUUAAAUUUUAAAUUCUGGCAGUAAAAUUAUAAUUGAUCUUAGUAUUGAUAAUUGGGGAGGUGAAAGAAUGGAAGUAUAUGUUGAUAAUCUCUUAGUUUUUACUGGUAAUUAUAAUUCAGAAUGCACUUAAUCCAGUAUUUGUGGAACUUCUGGUUCUUGUUGGGGUGAUGGUGUAAAUUCAGUAAAUAUUAAUAUUAAUCAUGUUAAUGAAUAUGUUUAAAUAAAAAUAAUCGGAUAUGAUUAUUAUUGGGGGAUAUCUGAAUUUCAAGUGUGGAUGACUCUUUAUAUAUAAGGAUGCAAUUCAUGCAAUAUAUAAGAUAGAUUUAAUAAAACAUAUUUAUUUCAAUAAUUUAAUGAAAAAUUAUUUAAUUAAAGAGAUAGAGUGUUUCAACAAUUAGUUAUUUUGACUUUUACAUCUUGCUUCGGUAAAUUUAAAAUUUAAAAUAGAGUAAUAAAAGAUAAUGCUAUCAGGAGAUUACAUUAUGAAAGAAAUUUAUUUCUAUAAUCAUGAUACCAUCUGUAUAUCCCUUAAAUAAACAAGUACUUAAGCAAACCCCUACAUUAUUUAAUUUUAUUUAAAUGAUGAAAUAGUAUCAAGUUCAAAAUCUUCUAAUUCAGUAUUUUCAGAGGCAAUAUGUAAUAUAUAGAAUUUACGAGAGAUAAAUAUUUUUUAAUAUUAGGAUUUAUUACCGAUUAAGCUAACAAUAAAUGCUUAUUUGGUUGAAGGAUAUUUUCAUUAGAUAUUUAAUUUGAAUGAUUUUUCUCUUGUAAUAAUUAUAUAAGACUAUGAAGACUGUUUAGAUAAAAAUAAAGAUCCUUUUGACGGAUGUUUUUCAGGAAGAUAUGAUUGUGUUCAAGGUUGUAGUAAUUGUAUUAGGGGUAUUUGUAUUGAAUGUUAGAAAGGAUGGGAAUUUAAUAUGUUAUUAUAAAUUUGCGAACCUAUUUGUGGGGAUUACAUAAUUAUAAAUAUUGAAUAAUGUGAUGAUGGGAAUUAUUUAGAAUAUGAUGGUUGUUUUAAUUGCAAAUUCUCUUGCCCAUUAUUUUGUAAGUAUUGUGAAUUUGGUAAAUGUUUAGAAUGCCAAUCAAAUUACAAUUUUAUUGAUAACAAAUGUGAAAAGAUAAAUGGAAAUUAAGAAUAAAAAUCAUAAGAAAAUUUCUUUAAUUAAAUUUCUAAUUUUUUAGAUUAUGGUAAUUAUUAUCAUAAAUUAUUACAUGAUUAAUUUGCUAAUCCUUUACCAAUUCAUAAUUAAGAUUGUAAUUUUUAAACACAUGAUAUAUUUGGAUAUCAAUGUCAAAUAAAAUUUAUAGAAAAUUGUUUAUAAAGUCUAAAUGAUAGAUGUUUAGAAUGUGAAAACUUUUAUAAACUAUCUUGGAAUAAAAAAUAAUGUAUUCCUUAAUGUAAUGACGGUAUUGUAAUUUUAUAUGAAUUUUGUGAUGACUAAAACAAUAUAUAAUUUGAUGGUUGUUAUAGAUGUUAAUCAAGUUGCUAAUUAGAAUGUAAAUAAUGUAUAUAAUAAUAAUGCCAUAUUUGUAUUGAUGGUUGGAAAAUGAUAGAUAAUCGAUGUUAUCAAAUAUGUGGAGAUGGUUAAUUGGCUAUUUCUUCUUAAGAAUAAUGCGAUGAUGGAAAUUAUAAUCCAUAUGAUGGAUGUUAUAAUUGUAAAUUUGAAUGUGAUCCAAAUUGUUUUUCAUGUUCUAAUUCUAAUCUAUGUUUAUUUUGUGAAAUCAAUUUUGAAAUGGAUGAUAAUAAUAAAUGUAAACCAAUUUGUGGAGAUGGAAUUAUUGAGUAAGGAUUAGAAGAAUGUGAAGAUUUUAAUGAUAUCUAAUAUGAUGGUUGCUAUUAAUGUAUGUUUCAAUGUGAAAUUAAUUGUUCUAAAUGUCUCAAAGGUAUCUGUUAAGAAUGUGUAGACGGAUAUGAAUUAUUAGUAGAAGGAUGCUCAAAAAUAUUUAUUAAAUAAAUUGAUGAUUUAGAAGAUUAAGAUAUUAAAUUAUAUUGUGGUGAUGGAAAUCAAUCAAAAAAAGAGUAAUGUGAUGAUGGAAAUAAAGAAGAUUUUGAUGGUUGUUCAAGCAAAUGUGAAAUAGAGGAAAAUUGGCAUUGCAAUUUGGAAUAACCUAAUAUUUGUUAUCUAAUAACUAAAUUUUCUUUAAUUUAUUUAAAUCAAACAUAUGACCAUUAAUAUGUUUAAUUGUAAUUUACAAAUCAAGUGAAAUAGAUUUAAAAAUUCAAUUUUACUUAAUCAAUCUUAACUGAGAUAUACAAUUUAAGUUAAGAUUAAUAUUAAGUAAUUAUAAAUCCAGUAGUGAAUGUUUAUGAAACUAAGUUUACUAUGGCAAUAUUUGAAUUUGAUAUAUUACAUUUAGAGUAGAUUUCCUUUUUACCAAAUUUAUCAGUUUCAUUCAAUUCCUCUUUAAUUGAUAAUAAUAAUAUGUCAGUAGAUCUCUCUAAAUAAACAAUUUAACUUUAACAACCUAAAGUAAUGAGUAAGGACUUAAUUAAUGUUGCAAAUAAAUUUUAAGACCUUGGAAGUGCAUUAAUGAUAGGUUUAGGAGCUAUUAGUGUACUAAUGUUAUUCUUUGGAGAUCCAUAAUAGAGUUUAGAAAUUUUUG